This is a messenger RNA of Myripristis murdjan (pinecone soldierfish), 1130 nucleotides long. RefSeq names its product ribonuclease kappa-A. Gene Ontology annotation, molecular function: RNA endonuclease activity. Bases 158 to 460 code for a protein of 100 amino acids. Gene Ontology annotation, biological process: nucleic acid metabolic process. The transcript is spliced from 4 exons. The record is from RefSeq and is a predicted model, not a curated record. Lineage: Eukaryota; Metazoa; Chordata; Actinopteri; Holocentriformes; Holocentridae.
CUUCCGGUGUGUACUCGAAGUCACCUGACUGAACUGGUGACAGGAGUCAGGCCAGGCAAACUCAAGCAAACUCCAGAGAAACUUCGACACAAUCUGUUUUUUUUAAAUUUCUGUUGUUUUUUUUAUUAUUCGAAGCGCCUAUCUAAUUCUUUAAAUCAUGGCGUUUUUGAUUUGCGGUCCCAAACUUGCCACAUGUGGGAUGGUCAUCAGCAUUUGGGGAGUUAUCAUGUUGGCAAUGCUGGGGAUAUUCUUCCAAACACAUUCAGCAGUGCUGAUCGAAGACGUGCCUCUGACUGAGGAAGACCUCCACAGUGGUGAAAACCCUCUCCAGAGCGUCUACAGCCUCUACAACCAGGUCGGCUACAACUGUUUCAUAGCAGCUGGGAUCUACGUUCUGGUGGGAGCCUUCUCCUUUUGCCAAAUCAAACUCAACAAGCGCAAGGAGUACCUGGUGCACUAGUGGCUGUGCGGGGUGGAGGAGCUCCUGAGGGAUGCUUCAUAGCAGCGAGGGACGCUGCAUUUGGACGCUCUAGAAAAUCCAGCGUGGUCAUCUUUGAAUCCUUUGUCUGCUCACUGACAUUUGUCUUUGGUGUUUAAACUUCUAAGCAGAAGCUACAGGGAUGGAAAUGGCCCAAGAUUUAUCUGGAUGCAGCCUGAGAGCGCAGGAAUUGUCCUGUGUGUUAAUAUAUUUAAGAAGAGAUUAGUUCUACCUCUUGAUCACAGAUGCCUCACUUUCCUUAUUUGAUUUUUUGGGUCUAGGAAAAUCAUUUUUCUUUCACUUUCACUAGUCGUUGUUUCACUUUUUUGUUGUUCUAUAGAAUCUGAAUGAAUUGUGAUUCGUUCAUGCCUUGCAGAAACUAACAAUUAUUUAUCAAAGCAUUUCAAAGUUAAUUUAAAACCAGCAAAGUUGUCUCUAGAGUGCCAUAGUGCAUAGCUGUUCAUUCUCUCUGACUUCCAAUGGACAGUCUGCCAUCAAAUAAGUGAACUCUGGUGCUAAUUCUUCAGCUGUGCCUGUUUAGAUUCUGUCGUUUGUCUGAUCAAUUUGUCCAGUUUUUUCUUCUCUAUAUUUUUCUAUUUGUCUGUACAUGCCCCAAGAAAGUAUUGUUAAUAAAUUUGUGUGCCUUUCAGUA